Molecule: messenger RNA, 6888 nt
Organism: Chenopodium quinoa (quinoa)
Lineage: Eukaryota; Viridiplantae; Streptophyta; Magnoliopsida; Caryophyllales; Amaranthaceae
Biological process (GO): ribosome biogenesis
Cellular component (GO): nucleolus
Source: RefSeq, a predicted model, not a curated record
UGACUUGUGAAUUGUGAUGCCAUGUGUCAUAUGAAAAAUUUAUGGUUUGUAUUUUUUAAAUACUAAGUAUAGAUAUAGAUAUAGAUAAUAAAUUAAUUUGAGCAGUUUCCUCUUUUUUGUUCUUUGUUAAAACCCUGUAAAACCCUUUCCUCAUUCCCCACCCCCGAACCAAUACUUUGCAACCUUGCAGCUCCUCUACCAUGGCUGGCUCAACAUCAACUAACAACGAUUCAAUGAAGAAGAAAAAGAGGAAACUCGCAACUUCCCAAGACUUACCUAAACCCUCUAAAACACCUCGCAAAUUAAACAAUACAAAAGAUGAAGAACAAUGCACAGUUGCAGAGACGCAGAAGCUGGAAAAAGUGGAGGUUGAUGAAGAAAUUCCGGGGAUUUUUGUAGGGCCGCACUUAUGGAGGAAUUUAGACCUCGCUUUGGCAAUUCAAAACAAUGAACUCAAUGAACACAAGAAGGUGGAGUUAAUGUUUGAGUUUGUGAUUUCGAGGGCCGGUAAAGGAUAUGAUGACUCUGAGAAGGAGUCCAAUACAUUGAGUAUUUCAAGAUUAAUAGAACGCAUUAGUGAUCGGAUUCAGUCAUUGUUGAUCACCUCUGCAAAGAAAAUUAGGGCCGGAGAAAAGGAGUCCGAGGGGCCACAUUUUUUCAUGGAUUGUAGAUGCUGGGAGAUACUCAAGUUUUGCUUGAAGGAGUCUGAAAGGCUGCAUGUUUCAUUAAGAUUAUCACGGGAUCUAUUAAGGGUUAUUUCAUGUGUGGCUAAGAGUGUGUUGCAUUCAUUUAAUAUUGCAGACGCAGAUGUCAUGGAACCCACUUUUACUAAUGUAGAAAUGAUAUUAUUUAACACUAUAAUUGACUGCUUAAAGUUGAUAUUUUCCUCCAAUUGCCGAUUGUUGAAUGAAAAUCUCGAUCUGUGGGCAGUGGCUGUUAGCUCGGUGCUUGAACUUGUUAUUAGAAUGUAUGAUGACAUUAGUCAAGAUAGUGGUGUGCGAAACUUGAUCACAGAAUUCUCGUGUUUGGUGCUUGAGCCGUUCUCCAAGUUCCUGAGGUUGCACCCUUGCCGCAAAAAUGGAUUUCGUGAUUUUGUAGAUAAACUCCUUGAAUCAUUGUUGCACCUGCUUGGUUUGUUGCAUGAUCAGAUCAGGGACAGAAGUCCUGCUCUGGUGAAAAAUUUAGUCAAGCUGGCAGAGGAGAUUCUUUCUUAUGGAUUGUUUCAUUCAAUUCACCUUGAUGAAUAUCUUAGCUUAAACGUCACAGAUAGGUACAGUUCAGCUGAUCAAAAACUGGAAAGUGCAAGAACGGCCAUCAAAAGCUAUCACAGACACCUUUUUGACAAAGUGGAAAAUCUUGUUUCCGAGAGAAAGAUACAGGCUUUGUCUGGUAUAGGAGAAUUGUUUCGUUUGUUUGUUAUUAGUGUUAAAAAAUUGAAGAGGGAUUCGCAGGAUUCUGGAAGUUUGAGGACCAUUGAAACUCAAGAUAAAAAGCAUCCUUCAAAGGCUAGUAAUUUGGCCUCAGAGAAGAGUCAUACGUCUUCGACUUCUGCCUCAGAAACAAGGAAGUCGUUUUUCGAUUUUUUUGUGCUUACCAUGGAGCCGUUGUUACUUGAUCUUAGUAAGAAUCUCCAGUCUCACCUUCAAUCUGGAACCUCCUUACUGAAUGUUUACCACACUCUCAAAUCUGUAAAUAGGAUUUUGUCUAGCAUGGUGUGUGAAAGCGCCUAUCUUAGAACAGAGGAUAGUUCUGGAGGGGCUUGUCUGAAUUUCUUCAAGAUAAGCUAUGGUCUAUUGAUGUCGUGUUAUGCUGAAUUUAAUCCAUUCUUUCUGUCAACAUGGAGCUUAGUUAGUUUUGUGGAAGUUGAAACAUUGAACUCAUUGGCCAAAGAGUUCAUUCUUGUAGUUGGAAACUUCCUUGAUAUUGAGUAUGGAGUCAUUGGUGAUGACUUGGUUAGCAUAUGGCUUAUGAUUCUCACCUGUUUAGCAUCAGAACAUUCUUCAGAAAAUGUGUCACAACACUGCAAGUUGUAUCCUGUGACAGUUGACCUUGGAUGCCGACUAAUUAAUCUCUAUAGCGAGCUUCGCCAGGUGGAUCGUGCUGUUUUUGCACUGUGUAAAGGACUGAGGCAUAUAUCAUUUUAUCAAGGAGAUGUUGACAUCUCCUCCCUACAUUAUGAUAAAUUUUCCAAAUCAGGUUGUUUGCUAUUGUUUUCUCAAAAGUUUAGGCUUGCUAUUUGCAAUGUGAUUAAAUCUAUACCUGAAGGUCAGGCUGUUGAUUUUGUUCAAAUUUUGUCUGCUGACGUAUUGGAUUGUUUGGAGUGGAUGAAAGUUGGCAACUCUGUGGUAGAUGAAUAUGAAGUUGGAGAUGUUCAUUCUUGUAGAAUCAGCGCUCAAGCAAAAAUUUUGGGUGUGGUCUUGUCUGAAAUUUAUACUCUAGUCCUGGAUUCACUCUCAGUUUCUGCCGGUUACAGUUACCGUAUGGGGGAGUCUAUAGAGGAGCUGAUAGUGGUUUUACGUCCCAGCAUGAGGCAUUUGACUACCCUGGAGCAAGAUGGUUCUGAUGAGUUUGUUUUCUCAGUGCUGGGAAUAACUCAAAAUAAGAAUGUGGAAUGCAAAAAUGAUUUAUUAAAUAAAGUUUCCUUGUAUCUCCAAUUCUUCUUUCGCGUGUAUGUAUCCUGUCGAAGCUUGUAUCGCCAAACAUUGAGCCUCAUGCCUCCUGAUUCAUCAAAAAAGAUGUCAAAUGUGAUGUCUGACUUUUAUACAGCUUAUUCUGGCAAAAAUUGCAUGGAGAGGACAAAAUUUAAAGAUAAAGGAUAUUUUUCUUGGGUCAAAUCUUCAGUUUCUCUUCUUAGUAUCAUGCAACAUUUAAGGGAUAAUAUUUUCCAAGAAGGUUCCACAGAUUACUGUUGUUUGAUUUAUGUAAUGCAUAUGAUGGCUUUACAAAGACUUGUUGAUCUAAGUAGGCAAAUUCAUUGUGUAGAGUAUCAUUUGUGGUGUAGUGAGAAUGGAAGAAAUGGCAAAUCGGCGGAUGAUGCUGAUAAAUCACUUCUAUGUAAAGAUGAAGGAAAACAAGAGAAGUUGGAGAAAUUUUUGUCGGCUUUAAAGCAAGAAACAUCUGGUCUAACGAAUUUCAUCAUGAAAUAUCUUUCCACAGUGGACGAGAAUGAACAGCCUACCUUCAUUCCUAGUGGAGCAGCUAGUCCAGCCCCACAGUAUGUGCUCUUUGACUCUUGGGAUUUGGGUGUCUGUACAGUGAAUGAAAAAACAUUACCUACUGCAAUCUGGUGGAUUAUUUGCUACAAUAUUGAUUUAUGGUGCCAUUAUGCUACUAAGAAGAAGUUGAAGUUGUUCCUUUCACUUUUAAUACUAAAUUCACUUCCAUAUAGAAGAUUUGGGGAGUUCGAGAAGCAGUAUGAAAAUUAUGCCGGCGAGGCAAUGAAAGUUACCAAGCAUCAAAUUUCACAGGAACUUCUUCGUGAUACCAGUUUCUAUGAUCAAAGAUUUGUGCGCAGGUAUAUGCCAUCAAGGGUUUGCCAUGUUUUAAAGAAGUGUAUAUCUCGGUUAUUUAAUGAUUCGACAAACGCUGGUGCUGAACUUGGUUCCUCUGAUUGGACCUAUGCUCUUGGUGUGCUUCAGAACUCUGCCCUAUUUGCGAGGGACAAACUGAUUACUUCUUGUCGUGGUCAUGGUGAUUUAGUCAAUAAACAAAGUGACGAAGGAACGUCAUUUACUCCAACCAAUGACCCUCUUGCUGGUUGUCAAAGUGUGCUGAACCUCUUGUGCAAGAUGUGUGAGAUUACAUUAAGCUUCAAAUCUUUCUCACACUCUGUGAUUUACUUAAUUAACUUUGAAAGGCUCAUAAUUGGCUGCUUACUAGGUACUCACAGAUCACCGUAUGUUCAUGACCAUCAUGAGUUCCUUCGACUACUGGUUUCAUGUCGCCGAGCUUUAAAAUAUAUAUUAAUGGCAUUCUGCGCGGAUAAAGCAGAAAAUUGUAUUCCCACAAAUAUUCCAAUACUGUCAGAGGUUCCAUCAUCUAUUCAUUGGCUGUUGGAAUCUGUGAAGAUUGUCAGUACAUGGUGGAGUACAUUGUCAUCACAGAACAGUAGUAACUGUAGUGAUUUGAUUGUUUCACUGAGGGAUCAGACUUCAUAUGUGUUUGUCACUCUGUGCAAGCACCAAUUUUAUACAGCAAUUCAAUCAAUUGCCAGUCCCACAAGCACUGGAAAGUCUGGUUCUAAUUGUGACGACAAUCUUUCAAAUGAAUUUAAUUUUUCUGAGAAAUUAUCAAAUGAUGUCGAAGUUUGCAAAGGUGUGAUUAUGAUGGUUGAGGUAUUGGAGGAAGAGACAAAAAAAUCCCUUCUUUCUCUGAAAGAGGCCUUCAGUGAUGGAGAUAUGGAGGUAGAUGGUCGACCUGUAGAUUUGAGUAAAUUGUCCUCUGUUAUAUCUUGCAUUCAAGGAUUGCUAUGGGGAUUGGAGUGCGCUUUGAAUGAUACCCUUGCUAGUGGUGAUGAUUUGAAAGUAAAAGUGAUGAAGAGUAAAGACAACAUCAUGUCUAGAGUAGUCAGUUUUAUGAAUCUUGUUAUGGAGCUCAUAGGUAAGUCCUCUCGGAUUUUUCUUCACAACAAUCACCCAAUCAAAAUGUCUGAUGGCCAGGGGCAGCUUAAGAAUGGAAUUGAUACUGAACUUGAGAAUCAAAUUGGGAAUUCAGGUUCUGAGUUGACGACCUUGGCUACAUGUGAUCUUUCAAAUGGUUUUGUUUCUAGUCGAAAGAAGAAAAGGUUGAAGUCAGAUAAUUCUCACUCCGUUGUUGCAGAAUUUAGCUCGUUCAAUUACAACUGUCUAAAAAUUGAUUUGUUGGGGAGCUUCUUAAAAGGCCAGAAUCUAGAGGCAGCAUUUUUCUUGAGAGGUUUAUUUAUUGUUUCUUCAGCAAUUGUGAGACUAAGCGUGCUGAUUGAUUUUCCUUCCUUGUCGCCUAACUUGGUUCAAAAUUUUCUUGGAUGCUCUGAAGUAUUGUUGACAAAAUUCUCGGAAAUGCUUGAUUUUCCAAGUUCAUCUUCUUUUGUUUGGUUGGAUGGUUCUGUUAAGUUUCUGGAGGCAAUAGGGAGUUUAUUUGCAUCAACUAGUUCCAUCGCAACUAGAAAUGUCUACACCAAAUUGGUAGAGUUGCACUUGAAAGCUAUUGGAAAAUGCAGUUCUUUACAAGGAAAAGGAGCUAGGCUAGCUUCUCAUAUUGGGUCAAGUGCCAAGAUAUAUACUGAAGGAAGAGAUUAUGAAUCAACUGUCAGUGACCCUCUCUAUGGUUUAGACAAUCUCAAAGCAAGGUUGAGGAUGUCUUUCAAAUCUCUCAUUGAGAAGCCAUCGGAACCACUCCUAUUAUCUGCUUUGCAAGCUCUAGAACGAGCACUAUUCGGUCUACGAGAAGGAUUUCCAGUAAUCUAUGAGGUAAAAAAAGAUGGUACUGCCGGAGGUAGAGUCUCUGCGAUGGUUGCAGGCUCUGUUGAUUGCUUGGACUUGCUUCUUGAAUUCUAUAAAGGGAAAAACCAAUUGAAUGUCAUUAGAUCGCAGAUCAAUAGCCUUUUUUCAUCAUUAUUUAAUAUUAUUGUACACCUACAAGGGCCCUCAGUAUUCCACACAAAACCAAACAGUGUUGCAGUAAAUAAGAAUCCUGACUCGGGGUCCAUGGUUCUCAUGUGUGUUGAGGUAUUAACCAGGAUUUCUGGAAAACGUUCUCAAUUUCACCUAGAUUCCCAUCAUGUGAGACAGUCUUUGCGUAUACCAGCAGCACUUUUCCAAGGCUUUUGCUUCAUCAAAGCAGGCAAAGAUUCUCAUCAAAAUUCUAUUAGAUUGGACGGCAAAGAGUGUGAAGAAAUUGAAAGUUACUUUUCGGUUGACAGGCAGUUCUCAGUUAACUUAUAUGCGGCAUCUUGUCGUUUGUUGUGGACAGUUGUUAAACACCGCAAUAGUGAAUGUAUACAGUGUAUUGCUGAACUUCAAAUUUCACUUCAAGCACUCCUCUAUUGUCUGGAGAUUAUUAACUUUGACUCAGAAGACCGAAAGGCUUACUUUACUUGGGUUUUGGAAGAUGGUGUAAAAUGUGCCAGUUAUCUGAGAAGGGUUUAUGAAGAGAUUGGACAGCAGAAGGAUAACUUAGGUCAACACUGCUUUAUGUUCUUAUCAGAAUACAUAAAGGUUUAUUCAGGCUAUGGUCCACUGAAAAUGGGAAUCAAAAGGGAAGUUGAUGAAGCCCUUAGGCCAGGUAUCUAUGCUUUGCUAGAUGUUUGCUCAGCGGAUGACCUUCAGCAUCUUCAUACUAAAUUUGGAGAGGGUACUUGCAGAAGCACCUUGGCAAGUUUGAAGGAUGAUCACAAACGUCAACAGUAUGAAGGAAAAGUGUGACGAAGGAGACAGCAUUCUGUAUUAUCCAUCUCUAAUAUGAUUGCCGUUGUCUACAUGAUGCUACGGCAACAAUUUUGAAGCCUUGCGUUAUGCAUACUAGAUGCACCUAGCUGCACACAAAUCUUGUGGCGGCAAUAGAAAAGCACAGUAUCAGCUCUCUUAUCGAAGUCCUCAUUGAUGCACUGCAGGCCACAACAACGAACAGAUUCAGCUGAGACGAAUUGCUUUCAAGACGGCUAGCUGUGCUUGUCUCAACGAGAACGAUACCGUGGGAAAAGAUGGGGGGUUUUAGGAAAAUAGUUCAAUAAUUUAUAGUCAGGAACACAGCUUUUUCAAAUUGUUACAGUUAUUUUAGCAAAUCAUAGUUUUCACAUUAAUUACAUAGGCAAUCUGAUUGGAUAAUACGAAGUAUGACACUAAUAACGACACAAUAUAGUGGCACAUAUAUUAAUUUAAUGAUCAAAGAAGUCCAAUCAUUUUGGCCCAA